AUGUGCACUCAAAUGACAGAAACAUAUCCCCCUCCCAGCUACAGCCCGGGAGACUACAACACCUUCUUGCCACCAUACUAUCCUUCUUCGACAGACACUUACACGACUACAACUCCAACGGGAUCCUUCUCGUCUGAUCAAUCCGCCUACGACACACAAUACACCUACGCCACCCAAUAUUCCCAAUUUCCACCAGAAGCAUCGAAAAGCCUCGCCGAGGCAUACACCUAUACCACUCCUCCCCAGCUCUACACCUACGCCAACCUCCCCCCUCAACCUCUCUACUUCGACCAGCAAUCUCCCUUCCCCUGGACAGCCUCGCAAGCCAGCGCAGAGACUCUACAUAUAAACCCCCAAUCUCUCACAGCACCAGCCUCCAAAGCACCAUCCCCGCACGGCACAGACUCCCAAACAGACUCCCUCAAACGGCAGCGCUACCUCCAGAAAAACCGCGCGGCGGCCACGAAAUGCCGCUCCAAGAAAAAGCAGUACAUCCAGCAACUGCAAUCCCGGUUCGAGGACCUGGCGCUUGCGAAACGCGAGCUGCAGUGCCAGGUGCAGAGUCUGCGGGAUGGGUUGAUCUCGCUGAAGGAGGAGUUGAUACGAAAACGUCAGAGAGCAGGCUCACCAGGUGGUACCCAGAAAGACGACAGUCUCCUACAAUCACCAUCAAAUCAAUCGUUGCCCAAGGUCAGCUUACCGCGGAUCAUCACGGCAAAGCCUCGGACCCGUCGAGCGACCAGGGCCUGUAUCAAUUGCAGGGAGCAAAAGGCAAAAUGCACCGGGGGAUCGCCAUGUGAGAGAUGCCGCGAGUUGAAAAUCGAGUGCGUGUUUGUAGCUAGCAAGAAUGAGAAGGUCGCGAGACGUCUACAGGAUCUCGAGCAGCGGGUGAAGGAAUUCUACCGUCUGCUGCGGCGCAUUCAACCGAGCGCCGAUGCUAGGGACCAACCAUUGAUCGCUAAGGCUCUGGAAAAGGAGACGCCUCCUGGAAGUCUUAGUCCGAGCAGCGAUCUAUCGACCGACGUUAUUACCCGCCUCGUAACCCCGUCCACCGAUCCCGUCGAGGAAGACUUCAACAAGGACAAGACAACUCAGGCGACAGGAUUUAUCGGUGCACACUCGGGGAGGUCAUGGCUGCAUCAAUUGAAGCGGAAAGGGCUCCGGCAGAAUGCCUCUUGGUUAGGUCCAGAAACUCCAGACGGCUUCUUUGCAGACUCUAUCGGCUCCGUCAAUUAUUUUCUGGACGAUCAGGACCUGUCGGUUGAUCUCUCGGUGCAGCCAUUCGCUAUCCCCCCGCAAGAUGUCGCAGACGAACUUCUCGAUACUUACUUUGACAUGGUGCAUCCUGGGUUCCCGAUCGUCGGCAAAACAGUAUUUUUACACCAAUAUCGGCGGAUAUACUCUGAGGCUCAAUCCAAGCCACCAAAAAAAUGGCUGGCUAUUUUCAACUUGAUCCUUGCCAUUGCAGCGCAGCACUUGAGCUUGACUUAUCUCGAUGAGACAGAUGAAUGGCACGACCCAUCGAUAUACUUCUCCCGGGGAAGCAAGCUGGGAUUGGCUGAUACUCCUUUGAUUCCUCACCCUGACAUCCAACAAGCUCAAGUCGAAGGACUUGCUGCAUUCUAUCUGCUGACCAUUGGCCAAGUGAAUAGGGCUUGGAGAAUAUCCGGCACGGCAACUCGUUCCGCCAUCGCUAUGGGUCUUCAUCUCAGGAGUGUUAGCAAAGAUACCUUGGACAUCUCGAAAGAGCUUCGUUGUCGAGUUUGGUGGUCAAUCUUCGUUCUCGAAACUACUCUGUCAGUCAUGACGGGUCGGCCGUACAGCGUGGCGAAUCAGUUCUGCACGGCGCCAUUGCCUCUUCCAUUUGACGAGGAGCAGUUUCGGGAUGCAUCUGUUGCUCGCUUGCUCGCGGAUUCGAAUGCUCGAAGUGCUCUUUCCAAAUCCCUGCUGUCCACAGCGGCUCGGGAUUCCAGAACCGACCUUCCCUCGGUCAUGCCGUGCAUGUCGCUCUAUUUUCUGUUCACGGUUGAAAUAGCUCGGAUUAUGCGAUGUGCAAUCAACCUGCUUUAUGCUCCUGCGACCACCAGGUCGAGCAGCUAUUCAGUGGAAAAGGCCCUUGAAGAGCUUAUCUCGACCAUCAAUUCCCUGCAAACGAAGCUGCCCAAGCCAUUCCAGUUCAGUCGCGCCCAGGAGGACACGACAUUCGAGACGCAGCGAUGGUGCCUUGCUUUUCAGUUCUAUAGCGCGAAAAUGACGAUUGCCCGGAUCGCUAUUCACCGAUGGGAGCGAAGUGGUCAAGCUACAAGCCCCUGGUGGAAGGAGAUGUCAGAAAUCUGCACCAACGCGGCCUGCAAUAUGCUCUCGCAGUUGCCCGAUGAGCCUGACAUCAUCUGGCUGGGUCGCAUUGCUCCCUGGUGCUGCAUAUUGCAUGAUCUCAUGCAGGCGCUCACUGUGCUAUUGAUCGAGCUGGAUUCUCGCAUCAAGCACGGAGCCAAAUAUCCAGUGCUAAUUCCAAGAUACAUACAGAAAGGAAUGCACUGGCUUCUAGCCAUGGCUUCUCGGCAUGCUGCUUCAGAGCGAGCGUGGCAGAUCUGUCAAGAUCUCUACCUGCGCCUUACUCCCGCCAUGGCGCCCUUGGCUCUUCGUAAUUGA
This is a messenger RNA of Aspergillus thermomutatus, 2652 nucleotides long. Its product is annotated as putative C6 transcription factor. Gene Ontology annotation, molecular function: zinc ion binding; DNA binding; DNA-binding transcription factor activity, RNA polymerase II-specific. Gene Ontology annotation, biological process: DNA-templated transcription; regulation of DNA-templated transcription. Bases 1 to 2652 code for a protein of 883 amino acids. The transcript is spliced from 5 exons. NCBI's taxonomy places the organism in Eukaryota, Fungi, Ascomycota, Eurotiomycetes, Eurotiales, Aspergillaceae. The record is from RefSeq and is a predicted model, not a curated record.